UGUUUCGUCGUCCUAGCGCCUUCGGUAGCGUUGCUAAAUACCACUUCUUGGAACCGCUCUGCGUCUUUCUAAAAACAGGCCUGUUCCUCUGCCUCUGCCAGGACCCUUGAAGGCCAUUCGAAAUGCUCAUACUACCGUCGUGCCUUCGGCCCGAAAAGUGCCGGGGAGGUCCAGUCAAUACUUACAUGCCACAGUCCCAUCUUUUCAUUUUCAACUCGCCCGCUGGCCCCAAGGCAGGACUAUCGUUCGAAAUGGUACAUAUGUCAUCUUUAACAAUACAGAGACGAUUGGCAUUGUCCUUGCAUACAGAUGACACGCUAUACAAAGAUUUAAAAAAAAAUUAUUCAAGUGGUUGACAUUGGUUAUGGGCAGAAGGUUUUUAUUAUUUUAAAAUUGAGGCCAUCAAGAACAUUAAGCAAUGAUAUAGUUCAC
Metschnikowia bicuspidata var. bicuspidata NRRL YB-4993 is the source of this 432-nucleotide messenger RNA. RefSeq lists its product as uncharacterized. The transcript has a single exon. Bases 123 to 356 code for a protein of 77 amino acids. The record is from RefSeq and is a predicted model, not a curated record. NCBI's taxonomy places the organism in Eukaryota, Fungi, Ascomycota, Pichiomycetes, Serinales, Metschnikowiaceae.